Molecule: messenger RNA, 2762 nt
Organism: Myxocyprinus asiaticus (Chinese sucker)
Lineage: Eukaryota; Metazoa; Chordata; Actinopteri; Cypriniformes; Catostomidae
Gene: zbtb26
Product: zinc finger and BTB domain containing 26
Exons: 2
Coding region: 98-1339 (413 amino acids)
Biological process (GO): regulation of transcription by RNA polymerase II
Molecular function (GO): protein binding; RNA polymerase II cis-regulatory region sequence-specific DNA binding; DNA-binding transcription factor activity, RNA polymerase II-specific
Source: RefSeq, a predicted model, not a curated record
CUCAAGCCACAUUUUAAAAACACAGGCGUUUCAUCUCCAGGAGGACAACGUAUUUCAAAACGCCCAGACAGAGAAAAAACACUUGUCACAGUGUACAAUGGCUCAGGACGGGGUGAUCCUACAAUUCAACUUUCCAACGUUUGGGGACUCCAUGCUCCAAAAGAUGGAUGCUCUUCGUAGAGACCGACGCUUCUGCGAUGUAAUCGUCCGCAUCAAUGACUUAGAAGUGCCUGGACACAAAGUGGUAUUUGCUGCUGGCUCCCCAUUCCUUAGAGACCAGUUUUUCCUUCAGGACUCGCACGAAGUACAAAUAUCUACACAGCAGGACGCAGAUGUUGGACAGAGACUUCUUCUCUCCUGCUACACUGGGACACUUGAGUUUCCUGAGCUGGAAUUAGUACACUAUUUAACUGUUGCUAGCUUCCUACAGAUGGGACAUAUUGUAGAGCAGUGCACUGAAGCUCUAAAUAAAUUCAUAAAACCUCAUGAGGUCAAAGAUGAGCGUGGAUCAUCUCGGCAGCUGUCGGAUUUUAACGCACAGCAUGCCCCACCUGUUGUGGAGACACUGUGUGAUGAAGAUGAUGAGGUGGACAAUGAUGGGGAAGAUGACUUGGAGGAGGAUGAUGAUGAUGAUGAUGUGAUCAUAGAGCCAAAAUCUCCGCCAAUGUUCAGAAACUGUCAGAACAGGAGCAGAGAAGACAGUCCCAUUAGCAUUGUUAAGGUGGAGUCAAUAGAUAACCGAAUGCAAGGCAUCACUGAUAACUUCCAGACUCGCUCGACUCGUUCUCCAACACUCCGCUCACCAGAGCCGCAACACUCCCUGAUAAACUCCACAGUGGAAACCCGCUCCACUGAGAUUUCGGUUAACCCUGCGGCUGAAUAUUCUCUCCCCCCACCAGGGCCCAGUGGGUCUGGGAAGGGUAACCUUUGGGGAUGCUCCAGGAAUGUCGACAAAGGCAUGCAGUGGUACCACCAGUGCCCAAAAUGUGCCCGUGUGUUCCGUCAACUGGAAAACUACGCCAAUCACUUGAAGAUGCACAAGUUGUUUAUGUGCCUCUUGUGUGGAAAGACGUUUACUCAGAAAGGAAACCUGCACCGGCACAUGCGUGUGCAUGCUGGCAUCAAGCCCUUCCAAUGUAAAAUAUGUGGAAAGACUUUCACUCAGAAGUGCUCACUGCUGGACCAUUUGAACCUUCACAGUGGGGACAAACCACACCGUUGUAAUUACUGUGACAUGGUGUUUGCACAUAAACCAGUUCUCCGCAAACACCUGAAGCAGAUCCAUGGCAAGAACAGUUUUGACAAUGCUAACGAAGGGAGUUUGCUGGAAGGGCUAUAAAUUAAUAGACAAAUCUAAAACUAUUAUAUUAAUAUACACAAGACACACGUUCGUCUUGGAGAUACAGGCAAUUCUGUGAAUACAUAUUACUAGUAGGGUGGCACAAUUAUGACAAAAAUCAUAAUUAUGAAUUAUUUCCCUUGAUAUUGUAAUUGCGAUUAAUUUUGAUUAAUACAAUUUACAUUAAAAUACGUGGAUCAACCGCAUGCCAUAUUUUUUUGUGUAGGCUACAGUUCCAAAACAAGCCGAGAACUGUUUCUGAAUUGCUUUUUAGCUGUUUUAUCAGUAGGAUGAAAAACUAAUUGAUUUUUAACAAAUUUCAAUUAUACACAGAAAGCGAACAACAGACUUGUUUGUGACUGGUUAAAAUGCUCUACUUCUUCAAAAACACACAUUAAAUAGAAAAUUCAAAAAAACACAUUAAAUAGAUGCAACAUGAGUAGACCUACAUAGAGUGCUUAUAUUGAAACUUCUCAUGAUUAACAGUUAAUUGUGGCAGCUGUAAUUGUAAUCUCGAUUAAUUAUUCGAUUAAUCAUGCAGCCCUAAUUACUAAUAAGAGUAUUCAAAAUUGAACAAAAUCACUUGUGUGCUAAUUGUUCAGUAUGUGUGGAUUCAAAGUCAGGUUUAUUGUCAUUUUUUCACAUUUCAGUCAAAGGGAGAAAAACAGUAUGUAGUAUUGAAUGCUGUUGUGGCAUUAUUUCACCGGGUCAUAUCUUUUGUAAAGAUUACAAUGUACUGUUACAGUAUAUCUAACAGACCAUAUUUUGUUUUUGACCAAGUCAACAGUGUAAUUCUAGCUAUUUGAAUGAGUGCUGAUUAUUACUUACUCAUUUGGAAACACAAGCUAUAUUUGGACACUAUGUGUAACUCUUUGUCUAUACUGAAUGUUUUCAUACUUUCAUCAGUGUAAACAUGCGAUAACUUCAAGAAGUUUUGUGACUUAUUAAUAAAUAAAGUCAGAUACUGAAUGAAAUGUGCAUUCCUGUGGGUGUUGGAAACUAAAUGAUUAUAUUGCUAUAUGGAUGAAAAAAGGAGGACAGCAAGCCAGUAUUCAUAGUAUAAUGCAGAUUAAAGCAUUCAAAUGUCAAGAUUGGGUGCAAUGGUGUUUAUUUCUUUGAGGCAGUCUAUCUCAAGUGGUCCAAAAAUGGUUGCUUGACCAUUUUUAAUUUUCCUAUUUUUUUUUUUUUUUUUUGAGUGAUUAUGUCUAUGUAUUGGUAUUGCAAAACCACCAGUUUUUUAUUUUAUUUUAAUUGGUUUAACCCCGGGGGCCAUCUUUGUGUCAUGGGACAUGACAAAUUUCUGUUAUUCAGCUGUUUACGGAAACCUCAAUAUCUCGGCUCAGGAUGGAGCUAGCUCCUUGGAACAAAAACUGAUCUCUAGAGUACAUUACAAGAUACAUGUAUAAACAUUUUGCACAUUCUU